Rotaria socialis is the source of this 372-nucleotide messenger RNA. The record is from the annotation of a GenBank genome assembly. Lineage: Eukaryota; Metazoa; Rotifera; Eurotatoria; Philodinida; Philodinidae.
AUGUCAAUAAUAAAGCCACCUAAAUCAACUUUAUCCAAGGUUGAAAUUCAAGCAUUAGUAACAUUAAAUGAUCCAUCAAUCUCGUUUGCAAAGCCAGCAAAUGUUAGAAGUGAAGUUUGGACAAACUAUUCACAAGUUUAUUAUAAAAAUGAAGGUCUUGAUUAUAUAAUAUGUUCACAAUGUAAAGUGGUGUUAAAAUGGAUAAGUGAAAAUGGUACUAGAGUUAUGAGUCAUCAUAAUUGCACAAAGCAAAAAUCUGCCUCAACUACCCCAGUACGACAACGAACAAUUUCUUCGUAUUGUCGGCAAUCGUCUUUAUCAAAAGAAUGUCCUGUAAUUCAAAAGCAUAUUACAGAAGCAUGUGUAAUUUAA